This is a messenger RNA of Cryptococcus wingfieldii CBS 7118, 1500 nucleotides long. RefSeq lists its product as hypothetical. The record is from RefSeq and is a predicted model, not a curated record. Lineage: Eukaryota; Fungi; Basidiomycota; Tremellomycetes; Tremellales; Cryptococcaceae. Gene Ontology annotation, molecular function: ribonucleoside triphosphate phosphatase activity; nucleoside triphosphate diphosphatase activity. The transcript has 8 exons. The coding region runs from base 1 to 1500 and encodes 499 amino acids. Gene Ontology annotation, biological process: nucleoside triphosphate metabolic process.
AUGUCUCCCAAAAGCAAGCUGAGAGCACCGCCACCGCCGGCUGAAACGCUCGAUACUCGUUCGUCUUCAUCAAGCGACGACGGCGAGGAGCUUGUGAUGGCUGUCCGGCAUCCUGAAGGAGAGGAAAGUGACGCCGAAGAGGAAGAUGGCCUGCUGCGGUCUGAGAUUGAUGAGAGAGAGGAGAGGCAGACUUGGGUCUUGGAGCACUCGGUAGGGCCACAUCGACGGAAUGGCAGAAUCACAAUACGAGGCUUUUCACUACCAAAGCCCCUCUUAUAUGUACUCUGCCUGCUACCCACCCUAAUCAUCCUCAACCUCAUCUUCAGCCACAGCAUCUCGUCCAGCCCUCGUCAUCCCACCCUCUCCAACGGUACCCACGCAUACCACCCCACCACACUCCUCAUCUCCCUCGACGGCUUCCGCCCCUCCUACUUCUCCUCCCACGCCGACUUGCUACCCAACCUCCACGCGCUCGCAUCCCACCCGGCGGGGUUGAGAGCAGAGAGCAUGCAGCCCGUCUUUCCCUCUCUCACAUUCCCAAACCACUGGGCGCUCAUGACAGGGCUCUACCCAGAGGAACACGGGAUUAUAGCGAAUGAUUUUUGGGAUCCAGACUUCCAAGGGGGCAAGGGAGGGCAGUUUGUGUAUACGGAUGAGAGUAAGAGUUGGGAUGGGGAGUGGUGGAAGGGGGAGCCGGUUUGGAGUGUUGUGGAGAAGAUGGGGAGGAAGGCGGCUGUUAGUAUGUGGCCGGGACCGCCUGUGACGUCUGAAGGCGUGUCAGCAAGCUACUUUAACCUCGCCCCCUCUCCAAAAGUCGAUCAAAUCCUCCAAUGGCUCGACCUCCCCCUCUCCCACCGCCCAGAAUUCAUUGCCUCCUAUUUCCCCGAGAUCGACCAAGCUGGCCACGCUCAUGGACCGGAUUCCGAGCAAGUGGAAGAUGCGCUGGGGUCGUUGGAUGGGAUGGUUGGGGACUUGGUGCGGGGGUUGGAAGGGAGGAAUUUGACGGGGGUUGUGGAUGUUGUUAUCGUGUCUGAUCAUGGCAUGACGAGGACGAGUAAUGAUAGGCUUGUUUUCUUGGAUGACAUCUUGGGCGAAGGCAUGAAGGAUAUAGAACACAAAGACGUAGGCAUCCGAUUCAACCCCUCCCUCCCCCCAUCCACCUUAUCGGCCCAUAUUACAACCCUCCAAAACGCCGCCGCCCAGUCGAACGGUACCUUUGGCGUGUAUACGCGUCAAAAUAAUAUCUUUCCGGAUAUGCAAGCCAUCUUCUUCACCCGCGGUCCUCUGGCGAGGGCGUUGAGGGAAUCGAGGGUGGGGCUUGUGGAAGGUGGGGAAUCGGGGGUGCCGGUUUUGCAGAGUUUCAAGAACCUCGAGAUCUUUUCGUUGUGUACGAAACUGUUGGGGUUGAGGGAUGUGGAGCCGGGGCAUAAUGGGACGGAAGGGUUUUGGGAGAGGUGGCUUGGUCUAGAUGUUAGUACGAGUAUAGAGGAUAGAGAAUGA